Messenger RNA from Brassica napus (rape), 519 nucleotides. RefSeq names its product glutathione S-transferase T2-like. Lineage: Eukaryota; Viridiplantae; Streptophyta; Magnoliopsida; Brassicales; Brassicaceae. The transcript has 3 exons. The record is from RefSeq and is a predicted model, not a curated record. The coding region runs from base 1 to 519 and encodes 172 amino acids.
AUGGAUUCAAGGAAUCCAUAUAGCCAGUAUACUAGCUAUGUCGGGCUUCUUCACAGCCAACGUGAAAAUGUUGGCAACGAAAACUUUCCUUAUGAAAGUUUUCCUUCUAGUGUAUAUCCCGGAGCCUCAGAAAUCCCUCCUUUCAGUUUCCAACAAUCUGAGGCUCCAGCUACACCUGAAGACACACCCGCGGAGCGUCGGGAGAGAAAAAAAUGGACUCCAGCUGAUGACGAGAAGUCAAGCACUUUCUGGCAACGAGUUGGAGAUUACUACGCAUCAAGUCCUCAUGUUAGAGCGGGCGGUGAGAAGACAGAACAUAACCAUUGUAAGCAGAGGUGGCAUAAGAUCAACGAAUGGAUGAACAAGUUCUGUGGAGCAUUCGCUGCUGCAGAGAGACAAAAAGCCAGUGGACAAAGUGAGAACGACGUUCUAAAGCUGGCUCAUGAAAUCUACUACGCGGACCACAAGCAGAAGUUUACCGUUGAGCAUGUUGUUGCGGUUUCAAAUGUAGCAUACUGA